AUGUUCGCCCAGAUCUACAACUUCUUCCUACGAGACCGAGUCGCAGCAGAAAUCGAACGAACGCUCGUUCAACUGAAUAUUUCUCCACUCAUGGCUCCGGAAUCUCAGCAAGCCCCAGCAGGGCCCACUGGUCUUCCACCUCGCAAGGUCGAUACAUUCACCGGUGAUGUUAUUCAUCAUGAUACUUACCCGGGAAUUGAUCCCGUGACAGCAUCAGAUUGCACUGGUAAAGCGGUUCUGAUCACGGGUGCCAGCAAGGGGCUCGGCAGAGCGAUCGCAAUUGGGUACGCCGAGGCUGGCGCGUCACAGAUCGCUGUCGCUGCUAGGUCUGACGUCUCAUCUACCGUUUGUGCCGUGAGGGAUGCUGCGAAAAAGGCGGGACGUAAGGAGCCAGCAGUAUUUGCAUUAGAAAUUGACGUCAGCGACACGGCAAGCGUAAAAACAGCCGCGCAGAAGUUAGAAGCAGAAUGGGGACGACUCGACAUUUUGGUCAACAACGCCGGGUAUAUGGCGCCCUUCAAGCUAUUGCUAGAAACAGAUGAUGACGAGUACAUGAAGGCUUGGGAUGUGAACUACUGGGGAACUUACCGAGUCACGAAAGCGUUCCUGCCCUUGUUGCUCAAGGGAGGGGACAAGACGAUUGUCAACAUGUCUUCCGUCGCGGCACAUUUCAUGGGAGCCGGGGGCGGAGCAUACCAUGUCUCCAAGUUUGCUUUGAUUCGAUUCACAGAGUUCGUACAAGAUGAGUAUGGUGAUCAGGGUGUUUUGGCAUUCUCAAUCCAUCCGGGAGGAAUACCAACUGAACUAUCCUCCAACCUACCCGAGAAACUACAAUGUGAGAAGAAAUUUUCAUUACGAGCUGUAAACAGUUAUGACUGA
Molecule: messenger RNA, 879 nt
Organism: Colletotrichum truncatum
Lineage: Eukaryota; Fungi; Ascomycota; Sordariomycetes; Glomerellales; Glomerellaceae
Product: short chain dehydrogenase reductase
Cellular component (GO): cytosol
Molecular function (GO): oxidoreductase activity
Source: RefSeq, a predicted model, not a curated record